Molecule: messenger RNA, 1895 nt
Organism: Durusdinium trenchii
Lineage: Eukaryota; Dinophyceae; Suessiales; Symbiodiniaceae
Source: the annotation of a GenBank genome assembly
GUAGUUUGCACAAAGGUUCUAAUAUCGUUCUUCACUCCGCCAUGGAAUGCAACGCCCGCCAUGCGCCACACGUCGCCGCACAUGAUCGGCUGGCUUGACGAGCGGUGCCUGGAGGAUGGAGCGCCAGACAAAGAGAUUCACCCCUGUGCAUAGUAAGCUGAGAUGGCAGACCUUGCGACGCUUGACCUCCGGCUGCCAAGGCGACUACAUUGCCACCACGGCCGAGUCCUCGUCUUUGCGGAUCCCCCAGGUUUUGGUGAACGAGACGGAUCCCGUGGAAGUCUUGGAGACAGGUCUACCUGUGAUGUACUACAACCCGAUGUCCAAGACAUUUGAAAAUCGUGUGGUUAAGAUUGACAACCAGCUGAGCUUCUUUUUCGUCCUGGAAGAGAGGGCAUUGAAGGAACCAUGUGCUGUCCGGCUCUAUGGGAUUGAAGAGGUCUUGUCCUCCUCACGCGCCAUGGAGGUCCUUGAGGAGUUUGACGUCCACGAUGAGUAUGCUACGGAGAAAACGGCCGUUGUUGUGAUACAUACAAGACCCGAUUCUGUCAAAAAGAUGGCCUUGACCAUGGACAGGGUGAUUAUUCUUGUGGCACCCCCUGCCAUGAAGCUCGUGGACCAUCUUUCUGAAUGCGUCGAAUUGUCCAAGACAAAGUUCUCCGCAGAUGCGGAUGAUGAAGAAGGUGUGCGCUUGAAGGAUAGUGGACGCUACUUGGACUGCGCGCGCAUUGGAAGCUGCGCAUCGGUUUUUUUCCACUACUCACCUGGUGUAGACUUAGAGUUUACCCUACGGCCAGCCGAUGUGGUGGACAAGCAGGAUUUCGAGAUCAAGGUGCCCAUUGCUCAUGCGCUGCACUUUCCUAUGGAUGCUGCAGGUGUGAACACCGAGCUGAACCAUUUGGUGGAACGUCUUGGCAUUCUUCCUGCACUCGAUCUCACGCGAUUGAAGCUGGUGAUGUAUGAAAUGGUCAUCCAUCGGCAGUGGAUUACACCUCACAUGAGACUGUUUAAAGGUGGGAUGUAUGAUUUCAUGCAAGACCAGGACGGCCUCAACGCCACUUUCAAGAUAGAGAGAGAGGUUCAACAAAGAAUUUUCGAACGAGUUCCAGCACCGCGUGUCAAAAUGGAUGUGCACCACUACUCUGCAAGGGCUCUCGAUGCCACGAUCUUGGCGCUGCGUCACUUGCUCAGCCUGGAAGAUGUGCAUGCAUCAGUGGAGCGUGGAAGACCCGUGCAACCGGAGGACAUUUUGCAUGGAAUUCGAAUAUUUUCCCAGGAUUACUUUCCUCAAGGCAGAGAUUCCAUCCGAAACAGCUACGUUCCAAGACUGCGGCUAUCCUCGCAGCUUUCGUCACAGAGUGAGAAGAUGAUCGAAGAAGAAGAGCUGCCUGAACUGCCAAAGGCCAAGCCGCGAGCGUCGUCGCAUGAGGAACCUCCAUCGAGAAAGAGACAUUCAAGUUUCUACAUGCUUGACUCUGUAGAUCUCGAAGAUGAUGUCAAAGCACAUGCUGACCCCCCAGCACAUGCUCAGCGGCAUAGUGAGCCAUCCGAUGGAGAGAUGCUUGAGAUUUGAAAAGAGGAUGCCGGCAGCCACGGCAGAGCUUAUUCGUUCUUACAGGAUCUUACAGGUGUGUGGAGGCUCCUUGAGGGCAAGGCUAGGAGCGAUUUUGCAGGUGGAAGUCAUGUUUCAAGGAUUCCAACAUGAAGGGUUGUUGGUCAUACGACUUCGCAUACCCCCUCACAACCAAUUUAGCCUCCUUGCACCUUUUGAAGUGCUAAAGUGCUAAUCCAGGCUUGCUUCGCAUUUUGCUUCGGGAGUGUGGUCAUGAUAGGCCUAACCAGUACAUCCUAGCCAGCUUUCCAGGAUUCCUGGCAAACCCGAGGUCGGAUUGGAG